Molecule: messenger RNA, 2706 nt
Organism: Vanessa tameamea
Lineage: Eukaryota; Metazoa; Arthropoda; Insecta; Lepidoptera; Nymphalidae
Exons: 13
Coding region: 142-2592 (816 amino acids)
Cellular component (GO): nucleus
Source: RefSeq, a predicted model, not a curated record
UAAUACUUUUGGCUUGAACAUGAUUAUUUAGAUGUGUAAUGUAAAAGGUAUAAUUAUUUAAUUUCAGUUGUAAUUCGCUGAUUAUUUAAAUGUAGCCAAAGUGCUAUUUUUUAGUUUGUGUACUUGUAGUGUUUUAUUUUAAUGAUGGCUUCUACGAAAAUUAUAAAAGCAAGUAGAUUUCUUGCUUCCUUAGCUGAUAAACAAGCACCCUGUGCAUUUUGCCAACGAAUGGUGGACGAAGAGACAACCUAUGGUAAAUUGUAUAGAAUAGGUGAUAUUCAUUGUCAUUACUUUUGCGUGCUGCUAUCUUGCUGUCUAAUACAGAGGGGUAAAGAUGAAGACGGUCUCUUCGGCUUCCUGUAUCCCGAUAUACUGGCUGAAAUUGAAAGGAGUAAAAAACAUAAAUGUUCGUACUGUAGUCGUGAUGGUGCCACGUUGGGGUGCAGCGUAUCUCAGUGUAGAAAACAGUUUCAUUUGCCAUGUGGGAGGGAAAAGCAAGCAGUUUCAUUGUUUUAUGGAAAUUAUAAAUCAUUCUGCAAGGAUCACGCUCCGAAGCAGAAAAUAGCAGAUGCAGUCAUGGCCAAGGCGAGAGUCCGUAUGUCGAUUCAUAACAAAUUAAAGCGAGAGAAACGGCAAAAUUCAAAGAAAAUUUAUAAGAAAAUCUCAAGCGAUACCGAAUGUCAAGAGACCGUGGAAUCGGUCUGUGUGAUAUGCUAUGAGUCAGUGGACGGGUUUCCAACUAAUCAGACGUUCUGGCCUCCGUGCUGUGGAAGGGAUGCGUGGUUUCAUAGAAGUUGUUUAGAGCGUAUGGCUCUGAGUGCUGGCGUCCAUUAUUUGAAGUGUCCGCUGUGUAACGAUAAGGAUCACUUCUACAAAGCAGUGCUGGAUCAAGGAUACUACAUACCGGAUAGGGACGCGGCUUGGGAGUUGGAACAGAAUGCGUUCUCAGAUAUAUAUGAACGUACCGUUGUGUGUUCCGUUGAAGACUGCAAGUGUCCGAUGGGGAGAGAAUACGACGCUGAUUCUGGGGCGUGGGACAUCUCGCUGUGCGUGCUGUGCGGCGGCGCGGGCGCGCACGCGCAGUGCGGCCGCGCGCCGCGCGUGUGCGCCGCCUGCGCGCCCGCGCGGCCCUCCCCGCGGGCGCUGCACGCCCUCGCGCGAGUGCCCCUUCCAUCUCAAAGUGGUGAUAACACGCAGAGACGUCGGUUCGGUCCAGUGAUGCCGAGUCGGAUGUCUUUGAGACGGACCAAAGCAAGAUCUACGCUAUAUAACUCGUCCACAUCGAAUUCUAUGAGGGGCGAUGGAGAUAAAUCAGUAACUGAAGUCAGUCGUCAAGAACUCAACUUAAAAUCUCCAAGAGGAAGAAUUUCAGAACAAUCACCGCUGAAGAGUGUUGAGAACAAACUAUCGUCACCAUUGAAGUUGUUGAAUAGAGAUUUGUAUGAUAAGCUGAAUGAGAAGAGCCUCGUCCUCGAUCAGAAUGUUCUGGAAGAAGUGCGGCACAAGUUCAAACGUCCCAAGCCUUUGGUUGUUAAGAAGAAAAUUAUCAAUGAGAUUCUGGAACGCUUCAUUAAUAACAUAUCAAAAGAAAGUACUAAAACUAAAGAAUUAAUAAGGGAGUGGAACUCUCCGAAGAAAUUACACGAUGAAGAACGUACUUUAGAGGAGAAUAUGCCAGAUAUAUCAAAGACUGAAGUAACAGAACCGGAUAUAACCAGUGCGGAAACAAAAGAUGAAUCAUCUAGAGAAGUAGAGGUCAACGAGAAUUCGCUGGCCGAGGACGAUGACUCCAACAGCACAUUUCAACUGCCAUCGGAAUUCAUAGCGGACUACAACAGCGACCAGAGCUUAUCAAUAAUUGAUACACCGAAGAAAUUGAAGAAAAUCAACAUCGAAAACGAUUCGAUUGAAAUAUCAGAGAAUGACCAAAUUAUCAACAUUGAUCUGAUCAAAACUGAAAAUGAUGGGUGUCUGAAAAAUGUAUCGAUACCAGAGAAAACUGAGAAGUAUGCAUUUAAGUUCAGCACGUUCGAUAAGGAAGUUUUAGAGAAAAAUAAUUUGGAUAUUGACAUCGAAACGUUCAAAAAUCAGUAUUUAAGCGAAGUCGAUAGACAGUUUAAGGAUUCAAAACAGAAGCACAAGGGAAAUGAUUUCAAAAACGAAUUGUGUGAAACUGACGAAUCGAAUUUGAAAAAGCCGCCAAAACGCAAACGUUCAACGAACAGUGUUGCCAGUAAACGACGUAAAACUACCAAAAUGAUAGAAAAUAGAAAAUCUGACGGGGAAGUCGAUAAGAAAAAGCGUAAAUCAAAAACGCAUCUCUCGAUUCGUAAUAAGAAUAUAAAUUUGAAAAUCAGAUUCAAGGAUGAAAAGUUGAAAUUGAAAAUAUCGAAACGCAAGAAGAAAAAUAAGAAAUCGAACAAGGAUUCUCCGAAAGUGCUGAGACAGUAUGUCUUGAAUUGUUUGGACAAUGUUAUAAGCCGGCCCGAUAUUGACGUGGUUCCCUUGAAAAAAUAUCAAAUCAAAACUGAAAAGGUAUCGGAUAAUUUGAAACAGACGUCCUUAGAUCGUUUCUUUAAAAUAAAACUAUAAAUUUGAAAUUGUUAUAUAAACAAUCAAAUUCUCAACAAAACAUUGAGAAGUCGCUUGGUGGUAGGGCUUCGUGCGAAUCCGUCUGGGUGGGUGAGCCAGUGUUACUACAGGCAC